UCAUAGAUCGUGGUUAGAGCUUCUCGUCAGCUGUCUGAGUGAAGACCGCGUCCGCUCUGCUUUUCAUUUAGCUCUAUAGUUACAGGGACGUUGAUUUUCAAGAGCGUGACUGAAGUAUUAAAUUCAGUAUGUUUGGAGCAGUGGUGGUUGGAGUUGGCUUAGCAGGGAGGGUGAGGAUCACAGACAUGUUGACACCAUUGCGUGACAGUGCUGCAGAGAAGCUUACUGUCAAAGGAUUCAUAUCCAGGAGAAGCCUGAACGCUCAGCAGGGAGUGAGCCAGAUGUCACUGGAAGAAGCUGUUGGCAGAGAGGAUGUUCGUGUAGCAUUCAUCUGCACUGAGAAUGUCUCACAUGAGGAUUUGAUAAGGACUUUUUUGCAGGCAGGGAAGCAUGUUUGUGUUGAGUAUCCCAUGACCAUCAGCUAUAAGGCUGCACUGGAUCUCUGGAAUUUGGCUCAGGAAAAAGGACUGACUCUUCAUGAAGAACAUAUAGAACUACUGACAGCAGACUACAAAGAGCUGAAGAAAGCAGUGGCAGGGAAAACACUGCAGGACGGGACGCUUCAUUUCACCGGUGGAGUUAUGAAACCUGGAUUUGGUUUCCCAUCAUUCAGUGGCAUUUCUCGCCUCACCUGGCUGGUUGACUUGUUUGGCAAGCUGUCUGUAACGGCUGCGACUUUGGAGCAAAGUUCCAGUGAGAACUCCACCAAGAUGACUGCACAACUGCUAACCGCUGAUCAGAGGCCUCUGAUGUGGAUUGAGGAACGGGGACCGGGUCUUCCCAGGGCCAAGAGCAUACACUUUAAUUUUGACACAGGCACUCUGACCCAGAUCCCUCCUGCCCCCAAAGAGACUGUGGGCAUCUUCAUGCAGGACAUGAUCAUGUUCUCUGCCAAGCUUCUGGGUCAGGUGAGCCCUGAGGAGCUCCACAGAGAGAAAACAAGAAUUCUACACUGCCUGGAACUUGCUGAGAAGAUACAACAACUCUGUCAAAGUUAGGUGGGAAUAAUAUACAAAUAAUAAAUGUU
Messenger RNA from Thalassophryne amazonica, 1027 nucleotides. It is a transcript of the gene blvra, whose product is annotated as biliverdin reductase A. Lineage: Eukaryota; Metazoa; Chordata; Actinopteri; Batrachoidiformes; Batrachoididae. Gene Ontology annotation, molecular function: zinc ion binding; biliverdin reductase [NAD(P)H] activity; nucleotide binding. Gene Ontology annotation, biological process: heme catabolic process. The transcript has 7 exons. The coding region runs from base 129 to 998 and encodes 289 amino acids. The record is from RefSeq and is a predicted model, not a curated record.